Galeopterus variegatus (Sunda flying lemur) is the source of this 1907-nucleotide messenger RNA. It is a transcript of the gene TPRG1L, whose product is annotated as tumor protein p63 regulated 1-like. Bases 1 to 681 code for a protein of 226 amino acids. The transcript is spliced from 4 exons. NCBI's taxonomy places the organism in Eukaryota, Metazoa, Chordata, Mammalia, Dermoptera, Cynocephalidae. The record is from RefSeq and is a predicted model, not a curated record. Gene Ontology annotation, cellular component: cytoplasm; synaptic vesicle.
AUGGGGGAGGAGGGGCAGGGGCGGCCCCCGCGUAGAGUGAUCUCUGCCCUUGCCCGCGUCCAGCCCGGCACCAUCGAGCAGGCGGUGGAGGAGAUACGCGUGGUGGUCCGGCCGGUGGAGGACGGCGAUAUCCAGGGGGUGUGGCUGCUGACGGAGGUGGACCACUGGAACAAUGAGAAGGAGCGGCUAGUGCUGAUCACCGACAUGUCGCUGCUCAUCUGUAAAUACGACUUCAUCAGUCUUCAGUGCCAGCAGGUGGUCAGGAUAGCGCUCAACGCAGUAGACACCAUCUCCUCCGGAGAAUUCCAGUUUCCCCCAAAGUCACUCAAUAAACGAGAAGGUUUUGGGGUUCGGAUUCAGUGGGACAAGCAAAGUCGCCCUUCCUUCAUGAGCAGAUGGAAUCCUUGGUCCAGGAACGUGCCCUACGCCACCUUCAUAGAGCACCCGAUGGCCGGCGCGGACGAGAAGACAGCCUCUCUGUGCCAAUUGGAAAGCUUCAAGGCUCUGUUAAUCCAAACUGUCAAAAAAGCCCAAAAGGAAAAUGCUUUGCCAGGACAAGCCAGUGGUGUGCUGGUCUUGGAGCGCCCCCUCCUCAUUGAGACCUACGUGGGACUGCUGUCCUUCAUCAACAAUGAGGCAAAGCUGGGCUAUUCCAUGACCAGAGGCAAAAUAGGCUUUUAGACAGCUGCGUCCUGGGAGCUCGUCCCCACAAGAACGCCAAGGUGACAUGAGGACUUGGGGAGAGCCUGUCAGGCCUCCCGCCAGCUCCACUGCCGGCUGGAGGGAUUGGGGGGUCAUUUACUUUUAGGGAUCUGAUUGGAAUAGUAAAGUGAAUUAAUAUAUAUUUAGUUGGAUAUUGGACAUCCGCUAAUAUGAGCUGCAUACAAAAGCAAACAACCUGGCUGUCACUGUACUGCUGGUAUUCCACUUUCUGUACUCCAGUUUUCGUGGCGUCCCUCGAGUCUGGCUGGCUUCUCGUGGUUCUUCGCCACCCCCCGGCCACUCUGGUGUGCUUCGAUCUGCACGCUCCCGCUCUCACUUCCGCUGUGGAGAUGGUAGAUACAGGGAGUACCUGAUAUCUCGAGUGCCUGCAGCUGCAAAUGUUUACAUUGGGGUCAAAUUGUGUAUUUUAAAGUUAAUCCAUUUUCUUAAAGCUAAAUACAAAAUAAUCCAGCAGACUGGUUACCUAAGCAAGAUGUGGUUUGUGCCUUGUCAGCUCCUGAAUGGACAGUUGAUCUUUUGUAAAUAGGUAUUUGACCUGAAGUCACACUUUUUCUAAAAUUAAUCCAAGUUGUGUUCAUACUUAGGGCAUCUUUCCCAGGCCCAAAAAUGUUUAGAGAAAAUCGUUUUAAGACAGUUUAUUAAUUUGAGAAAGCCACCUUGAUCUUUGCACGUAAUUUUGACAAUUACGUUUAUUGAGCUUGUAUUGCUAUAUUCAUAUUUAAAAGGGAACCGGGUAGUUUGCUCCUUAAAGAAUGCACUUUAAAGAAAGAGCUAUAUUAGACCUGACGAAGCAGCUAAUGCCCACCUCACUACCUGCAGCUCCAGGCAGAUCUGAGGCUUUGUCAGCCCUGCACUAAGCACGCCCGAGCUUUGGUGUGCCUGUGGAGUUUCCUCCCCUUCAGCCACACGCAGCCCACUUGUGUGGCUGGAAGCAUUUGUGCAUAAACUUUAAGUGCUGGCCCGCCAGUUUCCUCCUGCUUGCUUACAGCUGUUGUGGCUUUGAGCUGACUGGCACGGAUGUGAUCACGGUGCAACAGCCUGUCCAGACCAGGAGGCGGCCACAGAAGCUCACCUGAGCCUUCAACCUUCACUUUUGGUCUUUUAGUAGACAUUGAGAACCAAAUGGAUGUUGUUCCUGUUUUGAAAUUGUUGCUAUUAAAAUAGGUGCAGCAAUCAAGAAAGUA